AUCGUAAAGUAAUCUAGUUAUAGAAACAUGGCGCCGUCCUAUGAAGCGAAGUGUAAACAUCGCAUCUUUACUAACAGUUAAUCACCUCAACGGCUCGACUGGAACACGUUCAAAAGUCGACUUGGCGACCUGAUAUUGAGUCUAAAAUGGCGACAAAUGGGGAGGAAAACUCGGAAUCGGAGGUUGCAGGGCUGAGGAUUAAAGUGGAGACCCUGAGGCAUAAACUGAAAACGUGCAAAGGUGAAAUACACAAGUUACAGAAGCAACUUAACAAAACAGAGCGACUGCAGAAGAACACAGAAAAAUACAACGAUGACCUACGAAAACAGGUUGAUAAAUUAAGUGCUGAAAUCCACGAAAGGAAGAAGAGAGAGAAAAGCAGAACAAAUGCAGAGACGCAAACAGAGGACUACACCUGGACAGAAUCAGAUUAUUACAACUACUACUACGGAAGCAGUUACCAGAGUGAGACUACAGCGACUGUGGCUACAGAAACACAAGAAAUUUCAACUUCAGAGGUUCCUGAAAGUCAGGGAACUGUGGAACCAUGUCAGGCAGGGGCAGAGAAUAUUACAGAUGACUCAAAAUUACAAGAGAAUUGCACCUCUGCUGCUGUUAAUCCAGAGGAAACUGGUGGAGCCUCCAUUGCUGACAUCAUAAGAGCUACAGCGGAAGAGGCAGUUUCUCAAACUGGAUUUGUCUUCGAUGAAACCUCUGGAAUGUAUUACGAUCACAGUACCAGCCUCUACUAUGAUUCGGCCAGUCAGCUGUACUACGAUGCCAACUCGGGGAUGUAUUACUACUAUGACGCCGAAAGCGGGCGAUACCAGUUCCACUCCAGAGUGGAGGUGCAGUCCUACCAGGCCGCCCCAGAUCCCGACAAAAAGAGCAAAAAGAAAAAAAAGGAAUCCGAGAAAUCUUCAAGAAAGGAGGCUGAGAAAUCUUCCCUUCAGGACAGCAAGGACCUGUCGGCUGAAGUGUGGAAGGAUGAGAAUGAUGGGAGGAGGUCGCGACAGAAGGGGAAGAGGUCUCCAUCUCGUAGAGUCAAGAAAAGGUCCCGCAGCCCAAGAGGGAGGUCCCGCAGCCCAAGAGGGAGGUCCCGCAGCCCAAGAGGGAGGUCCCGCAGCCCAAGAUGGAGGUCUCAUAGCCCGAAAAGAAGGUCAAGUAGCCCCUGCACUUCUGAGGAUGGGGUAGUAAAGAGGGCGAAAGGCAAGCGGAAAAAAUCCAAGAAGGCGUCGCGCGCGCGGAGAAGAGCGCGUUCGGCCGCGGCGAGCAGCGAGAGCGAACCGGAGGAGGGAGAGAUCACCGAGUCCGAGGGGGAGUGCCCCAGCUCCGCCAAGUCCUCCGCCAAGUCCUCCACCGACUCCACGUCCGAGUCCGAGGACCAGGGAGGGUCGGAGGAGGCCUGGCCGCCGUGCGUCAGGGUGACGGUGGUCCGCUCUCCGGUGCUGCAGACGGGGACCCUCUACAUCAUCACCGCCGACAUGCCGGCCACCAUCGGGAGAGAGAAGGACAUGGACCAUGCAAUCAGAAUACCUGAAGUGGGCGUUAGUAAGUUCCAUGCAGAAGUUUAUUUUGACCAGGAAUUGCAGUGCUAUGUGCUCGUGGACCAGGGCAGCCAGAACGGGACCGUCAUCAACGGCAACCGUAUUCUGCAACCGAAGGCAAAGAGCGAGCCCUGCACUCUGACGCACGGCGACGAGGUUAAGAUGGGCGACACGGUGCUGUCCUUCCACAUCCACUCGGGCAACGACACCUGUGACGGCUGCGAACCGGGCCAGGUCAUCGCCCACCUCAACCGUCACAAGAGGGACGAGCCGGGCGGUCAAGUGAUGAACAGAGAAGAUAAGGAGGUUAAACGGCAGAAAGAACUGAAGCAAAUGAAAGUGAAAUAUGGCUUGAAAAACAGUGAAUAUGAGGGAGCCAAGGUCAUGAACAACUCCAAGUAUCAGGACCGUGCGGAAAAGCGCCGACAGGUGGUGGGAAGCGAAGGGGCUUUCCACAGGGACGACGCUCCCGCUUCCGUUCACGUAGAAAUUAGUGAUGGAAACAAAGGAAGGAAGAUGCUGGAAAAGAUGGGUUGGAAGAAAGGGGAAGGAUUGGGCAAAGAUGGAGCAGGAAGGAAGGAUCCGAUUCAGCUGAAGAUCCGCAAGUCUCACGCGGGCCUAGGAACCGCCGCUGCAGUGUCUGUGGACCAUGCUGUCCUGAACAGGAGCAAGAAUCAGGAGAACUGGGAGAAAGCACGGGAGAGGUUUGCCGAUACCUGCCAAACCUCUAAUCCUUCCAGUAAGAAAGAGACCCAGGUGCUCACGCCAUGGGUCAAGAGCAAAGUGGAUGAGUGACCCAAACUGUGAAAUGGAGAAAUAGAUUUGUGUAAUGUGUGUGUGUGUGUGUGUCACCAUUUCUGACGUGUGGACCUGUAUGGUUGAAAAGGGCAUCACUGACAUAUUUUUGUAUUACUGUAAGGCUUGUUUUUCCUCAUAUAAUCCUGCAGAUCAGGCAUGUGUGUAAUAAAGAUGUGUUUCAUAUUUUCAUUAUAAGACCAACAUUUUUUAGUUAUGAUGCCUUCGCAGCUGGACUGAACCUUGGAAAGACCAACCUCUUCAUUUGUAGGUAAAAUGAGUGAGUCUGAGGUUAUAUCACUGCCAUUUGUUUCAAAUAAACUGGAAAUCGAAA
Conger conger (European conger) is the source of this 2676-nucleotide messenger RNA. RefSeq names its product angiogenic factor with G patch and FHA domains 1 (gene aggf1). The record is from RefSeq and is a predicted model, not a curated record. Bases 147 to 2342 code for a protein of 731 amino acids. Gene Ontology annotation, biological process: vasculogenesis. NCBI's taxonomy places the organism in Eukaryota, Metazoa, Chordata, Actinopteri, Anguilliformes, Congridae. Gene Ontology annotation, molecular function: nucleic acid binding; protein binding. The transcript is spliced from 16 exons.